AAUACAACUCAGGUCUGGGUUCCAUUGGCGCAGGCAGCCGCAGAAUAGCAGGUGGCACUUCUACUUAAUAAUAUUACGUAAAUUCCGGAAAGGGAAGUGGCUCCUUUGGAAAGUUAUCGAAGCAGAAAGUUCUCAGAAGUUAUCUAGCUUAACAAACAGAAGGGAAACAUGGGAACAACACCAAGUCAAUUAGGGAAGGAUCUGCUCUCAGAAUAUCAGGAGCUGACAUUUCUUACAAAACAAGAAAUUAUGUUGGCACACAAGCGAUACAGUGAACUCCUCUCCAAAGAGGACAGAAACCUCACCAGUGUGCCCAUGGAGAAAGUCCUUUCACUGCCAGAACUCAAGUCCAACCCUUUCAGGAAAAGGAUCUGCCAUGUAUUCUCAACAUCUGAUAUGAAAGAUGGAAGUCUCACCUUUGAGGACUUUCUUGAUCUCUUGAGUGCCUUCAGCGAUUCAGCUACACUGGAAAUCAAGUCCCACUAUGCAUUCCGCAUUUUUGACUUUGAUGACGAUGGCACUCUGGAUGGUGGGGACCUGGAGAAGCUGGUGAACUGUUUGACUGGUGAGACUGAAGACACAAGGCUUACACCUGAAGAGAUGAGGCAGCUCAUCAGCAAUAUUCUUGAAGAGUCAGAUAUAGACAAAGAUGGGACAGUAAAUCUGUCAGAGUUCCAACAUGUUAUCUCCAGGUCACCAGAUUUCAUCAGUUCUUUUAAGAUUGUGCUGUGAAGUCUACGAAUAACACACCAGGAUAUGGAUGCUUUGGAUUCAUACAAAAAGAGGACCUCUUCUAUUUUUUUUUUUCAUUGUAAUACCAAUAACUUUGAGAUUUUGCCUUAAAUUAUACAGAGUGCCCCCCCCCCCAGACUAAAGGUUCCUAAGCUUCUGGGCAUGUGCGGAUCACGCACUGGCAAUGUUUUUACCUACUUGACACAUACAUUUGUGUUGCAUCUUUCCUUUCACAUUUUAUUGUCAAUCGUGAAUGAUAGAGAUAAUAAUGGAGUCUUUGUAGGCACCAACUCCGCCGUGGUUCAUGGACAAAGCCUAAGGGGAAAUUAAUGGUGUUUUUGGAUAAAUGCCAUAAAUAAAUUUAGGUAAACACGGGCUUAAGAGAUUUUUUUUUUGUUCUGAGAAUCUUUAUCAGCUAACAUCACUUUCUUGAAUUUAAGAAUUUAUAUAAUCAACAACAAAAAAAGCAUAGCACAAAGGCUUAAUUCAUAAGUCAUGUUAACUGACUGGUAUCUGAUAUAUAACAAAACAUAAGAUCUCCUCAGCCUGUGUUAACCUCAGACCUUACUGUCUGCAUUUAUUCCAAAACCCUAUUCUUUCCCCAUUCAUUUUUCGCAGGGAUGGCUGAACAAACCAAAGGUAACUAAUUUCCUGGGUUUUAGGACUACAUGCUGGCAACUUGAAUUAUCAGAGCUCAACAAGUUUUUAUUGUUGUUUCUAAUUAUGGGCUAGUGAGCAAAUUUUAGAGCAGAUGUUACUGUAGCAUAGUUUAGGCUGUGUUUUUGCCAAGUGGCCACAUGGAUUUUUUGGUUGUUGUCUGACAGUAGUCAUACUAUUAUAUUUGGUUCUGUUUUGUAGAAUACCAUCAUUGUGAUCUUGCAGACAUUGAAUCAGCUUUGAUCAAACUUUAUUAAACAAGCUCCAUUAGCCAGAGUAGCCUGUUCUCUGAGUAGUACAGAGUGUGCAUAAAGUAGAGAAUUUUUCCGGGGGGGGGAAGGUUCGGGAAAGUCUGAUCCACAACCUAAAUUAUAUUGGUCUGUGUAGAUUCAUAUUUUCUGUUUGAAAAUGUAUUUCUACAUCAUGUCAGUGCUCUCUUAACGGAAACUUUUUAAACUCUAUAAAGAGCUAGAAUAAAAGUAAUCAAGUCUUA
Molecule: messenger RNA, 1882 nt
Organism: Oncorhynchus tshawytscha (Chinook salmon)
Lineage: Eukaryota; Metazoa; Chordata; Actinopteri; Salmoniformes; Salmonidae
Product: calcium and integrin-binding protein 1
Exons: 7
Coding region: 169-732 (187 amino acids)
Molecular function (GO): calcium ion binding
Source: RefSeq, a predicted model, not a curated record